Molecule: messenger RNA, 2235 nt
Organism: Peniophora sp. CBMAI 1063
Lineage: Eukaryota; Fungi; Basidiomycota; Agaricomycetes; Russulales; Peniophoraceae
Source: the annotation of a GenBank genome assembly
AUGCCCAUAGCCAUCCCCGAUGUCUUCCAACCCCGGGGACAGAGCCUGACAACAUAUCUGCUCUCACAUCGGGUAUUCCUGUAUACGUUGGCAUCCACGGUCGCACUCUCGGCGACGAUUGCCAAUGCACUGGCAAACCACAGUAACUUCUACUCGGUCGCGGUAUACUUGUCUAAGAGCGGUCGCAGUGUUUUGGUAUUAGUCAACUUUGCCCUGUUGCUUGCACUCGGCGUAGCGCGGAUGAUCCAACAUGUCUUUUUUGGCAGUCUAAGGCCCAUGGAAGUUGAGAGGCUCUACGACCGCGUGUGGUUCUUCGUGACAGAGUCUCUGCUAGCAUUCACCAUAUUUCGCGACGAGUUUGACAUACCGUUCGGAGUGAUGUUCCUCUUUUUGCUAUUCGUCAAGUCCUUCCAUUGGUUACUGUCGGAUCGAGUAGAAUGGAUGAAUCAGAUGCCCUUUCCAGGCCCACCCACUCUCUUCCAUGUCCGCAUCGUGACACUGUUUGUCGUACUGUACCUGACGGACGCCGUCAUGAUUCUGUUUGCGAUAGACAGCGUGCAGACGAAAGGAGUCGGGGCCAUAGUCUUGUUCGCGAGUGAGUACGCGAUAUUGAUAGCAAGCGCGGUCAACUCUCUUGCCAAGUACACGCUCUGUGCAUAUGAGCACAGACGUGCAGCUGUACGUGGAGGCGAAAACGCACCACCCUGGGAGAACAAGAGCAUGUACACAUUCUAUAUCGAUCUCUUCACCGAUUUCUGGAAACUCGUUACCUAUCUCGGCUUCUUCGUGAUAGUAAUCACGUUCUACGGCGUGCCACUUAACGUGGUUCGCGACGUCUACGUGACGGCUCGCUCAUUCAUCACGCGCUUGCGGGAUCUCCUGCGAUAUCGUGCCGCCACGCGUAAUAUGGACGAGCGCUAUCCAAACGCUACCGAGACUGAGCUGACGGCUAUGAGUGAUGCGGCAUGUAUCAUAUGCCGCGAAGAGAUGGUCGCUCAGACGGCAACUGCAGCCCCGGACCCUACAGCUGAAGGGGAUGGGCCUAAUAUGACCCCGAAAAAACUUCCUUGUGGACAUAUAUUCCACUUCCACUGCCUACGAUCCUGGCUAGAAAGGCAACAAAGCUGCCCUACUUGUCGCCGCGGAGUUCUUGACGGGUCACCUGCUACACCCAAUGCAGGACAGGCUCCAGAAGGUGGACAGGCCAAUGAAGACGAACAAGCGCUGCCUGGUCUUCGAGCUGGAAACAUCUUCCGCGCUUUCUUCGGCGUCCCACCAGCGCCAGUGCCAGCACAAGCUCCUGCGCCUCAAGCCGCACCCCAAGUCGCACAGCAGCCUGUGCAGGCACCUCCAGCUCGUCAACACGGGUUGCCGAUCCCGCCAGCCAGUAACCCCGGUCAACACUCGUCAUGGCCCGCAGGCACUCAUCAACCUCAGCAACUGCAACCACCGCCUGUCUUUCAAGGGUUUUAUGGCCCUCGUCGUGAAUGGCAGCCUUGGCCUGUUUCUGGCCAACUGCAAGCACCUCUGCCUCCCACUGAUACAACUCGACCAGAGGCGCCAGAAACCGGAUCUUCGACAGCAUCGUCUCAGACGGAACCCAAUCCACCAUCGUCUGAUGGCGCGGUACUCCCUCCUCGUGAAGCCGCCGCCGCCGCCGCAUUGCGCCGACUCACUGGAGGGACAGCGCCAAUCCCUGUUGAAUCGUCAUCUUCCUCCACGCCUGCCGGCCGUCCGCCACCGUCAACAGGCUCGGCGCCUAACGCCACGGCAAUAAGCACGAACUUGCCCUCGCUCAUCCCCUUGUUCGCUCUUUCGCCCAUACAACGCACAGGGCAACCGUCGGCAUCAUACAUCCCGCCUCAGCACCAUCAUUGGUCCCAGUACUCACAACGACCACCGUUGCUCUCGGCUCCCAUGUCAGACCCACAUUUAUCAUCGUGGCCUUCCCAGACGCCGCCGCCGCCGCCUCAGCAUCUUCCGUCGCUUACACAACUUCCGCAAACUCUAUCGGACGAGCAACUCCAGAGGUUGGAUCGGCUAACGCGGGAAGCCAUAGAUGAGCGACUACGUGUGCUUGAGAACGUCUCGACUGCCUUGCAGCGGAGCAUAGACGAGCUUGCGCGGGUGAGGAGUGUCCUACCCCCAUCUUCCGCUUCAACGCCAAUGACCACGCGUACUGGGACUAAUCCCCCUUCUACGGACUCGAAGACUGAUACGGUUUCUGCGCCAUGA